Molecule: messenger RNA, 2000 nt
Organism: Cynoglossus semilaevis (tongue sole)
Lineage: Eukaryota; Metazoa; Chordata; Actinopteri; Pleuronectiformes; Cynoglossidae
Product: sodium- and chloride-dependent GABA transporter 2-like
Exons: 15
Coding region: 88-1839 (583 amino acids)
Biological process (GO): amino acid transport; nitrogen compound transport; sodium ion transmembrane transport
Cellular component (GO): cell projection; plasma membrane
Molecular function (GO): gamma-aminobutyric acid:sodium:chloride symporter activity
Source: RefSeq, a predicted model, not a curated record
GUAGAAAAGGUAUUUCAGAGACCAACGCCAAGACAAAGCGCAGCAGACACAGAGGAGGAACGGCCUCCAGAUGGUCAUUUAGCCAAGAUGAAGAAAAUCGGUUCAUCGCAAAACAAGGCGGAGCAGUUAGAGGCUCGAGGGCACUGGGGCAGUAAGACGGAGUUUCUCCUAGCUGUGGCAGGAAAUGUUGUCGGCCUGGGCAACGUCUGGAGGUUUCCCUACCUCUGCUACAAGAACGGCGGCGGUGCUUUCCUGGUGCCAUACGUAGUCUUUGUUGUGACCUGUGGCGUCCCACUGUUCCUGCUGGAGACGACCAUAGGACAGUACACACAAGAGGGCGCCGUCACCUGCUGGAGGAAGCUGUGUCCAUUGGCAGAAGGUAUCGGCUACGGAGGUCAGCUGAUCAUUCUCUACAGCUGUAUGACCUACAUCAUCAUUCUGUCCUGGUCCUUGCUCUACCUGGUCUUUUCCUUCAGCUCGGAGCUGCCCUGGUCCAGCUGCAACAACUACUGGAACACAGAAAACUGCAUCGACAUUUCAACAAGAAACAACUCUCUGCAAUGGACCAAUCAGACGAACUCCUCCUCCGCCGCUACAGAAUUCUGGGAACGGCGAGUGUUGUCUAUUUCUAGCGGUAUCAACGAAUUAGGCAGCGUUCGCUGGGAGAUACUGUUGUGUCUCAUCGUCAUGUGGGCGGCCUGCUACUUCAGUGUCUGGAAAGGCGUCAGAUCCACAGGAAAGGUGGUUUAUUUCACCGCCACUUUUCCUUACGUGAUGCUGCUCAUCCUCUUGAUUCGAGGACUUUCUCUCCCUGGCGCUAUCGAAGGAGUGAAGUUCUACCUUCUGCCCGAUCCAUCACGUCUCACAGAUCCUCAGGUGUGGAUGGAGGCUGGGGCUCAGAUCUUCUUCUCCUACAGUCUGGGUGUGGGGACGUUGACGGUGCUCGGGAGUUACAACUCCUACAACAAUAACUGCUACAGAGACUGCCUGUGGCUGUGUUUGCUGAACAGUGGGACCAGCGUGGUGGCUGGGUUUGCUGUCUUCUCAGUGCUCGGCUUCAUGGCUAAUGAACAAGGGGUUCCUAUUUCAGAGGUGGCAGAGUCAGGUCCUGGCCUGGCUUUCAUCGCCUAUCCUCAGGCUGUGGCCAUGAUGCCUCUCCCUCAGCUGUGGUCCAUCUGUUUCUUCAUCAUGCUCAUCCUCCUGGGUCUGGACACUCAGUUCGUGGGCAUGGAGGUGAUGAUGACGUCAAUCACCGAUAUGUUCCCCAAAGUGUUACGCAAAGCCGGCCGACGGGAACUGUUUCUACUCCUUUUUUGCCUCAUAUGUUUCUUUUCUCAGCUGGUCAUGAUCACUCAGGGAGGAAUGUAUGUGUUCCAGAUGUUCGACUAUUACGCCUGUAACGGAGGCUGCAUCCUGUUUCUGUGUAUGUUUGAAAGUCUGGCACUGGGAUGGAUCUUUGGGGUCGAGCGGCUCUAUGACAUCAUCAAAGACAUGACGGGCGCGAAGGCCAAUCCAUUCUUCAAGAUCUGCUGGCUCUACGUCACACCGCUCGUCAGUCUGGUAUCUUUUGUUUGGUCUUUAAUUGAGUACCAGCCUCUGACCUUCAACCGCUGGUACGUGUACCCUGCCUGGGCUUACGUGCUCGGUUGGCUGCUGGCCCUCUCCUCCAUCCUGCUGGUGCCAGGCUGGGCUUUAUAUAAACUGGGAACUGGCACUGGAAGCCUCAGUCAGCGUUUCCACAGUCUGUGUUGGCCUGAUCCUGACCGCUCUCUGACCACACAGAAAGACACAGAGCUGCAGAACAUCAGAGACGAAGAAGCCCAACAUUUCACAGCCUGAUAUGAAGCUGAUUUGAAAGAGAUUUAUUCUUCCAUCAACUACAGCUGCAGCUGACUUCCUGUUUUUUGGCUUUUUUAAAAAACAAAACAAAACAUGGAAAUCAAAGGUUAUUGUACAACAGUCCAAAAAUAACAAAAAAACAAAAAACGUAAACAUAAGAU